UCGUAUAUUUCAGAUAACCGAUUUAAUAUUUACGAACCAAAAACACGAUUCAAUUAGAUAGAACUUUUUCUUAUCUGAUUCUAUCGGAUUUUUUGAGCAGGGUAACUUGGUUUGGAUGUCGUUUACAACACGUUUAACAAUCCGAUAUUGUCGAUCUGAUAAUACAGUAUUACUGUAAUCAUUCUUCAUCGUUCUUCUGUCACUCUUUUCUCAUUUAUUUGACAAGAGUAGUUACCUUUUGAGCACAUUUGCACAACAACCUACGAUAUGAAUCGAGAAAUGGAAAUGUAUUAUGCGACAAAUAAAUUAUUUUUGUCACUAAUCGGUGGUUGGCCAUAUCAACAGAAAACACUGAAAAUAUUGAAACUGUGUUUUUUCGCAAGUAUACAAUUUUCUGCCAUCGUACCUCAGGUGCUAGUAUUAUACGACACUUGGGGUGACAUGGACAUUGCCGUGAAUUGUCUAGUUAAUUUUGUUAUUAUUAUUGCUGGUACCAUAAAAUUAACUAAUAUUGUUGUAAAUAAUAACAAAUUUCGACAACUGUUGCAACAUAUGAUUGAACAUUGGGAACUUUUUAAUAGCGAAUUCGAGCAGCAUAUUUUGAGACGUUAUGCUAAUAUUGGUCAAACAAUAAGACGCUAUUAUGGAGUAUAUGUUAUUGUGACCUUGACAUUGUAUUUGUCAAUGCCGUUGGUACCAAAGAUCUUGAACGUCAUAAUUCCAUUGAAUGAGUCGAGGCCAUUAAUGUAUGUGUAUCAGGCGGAAUACAGAGUGGAGAAAGAAAAGUAUUAUAACCUAAUUUUCUUCCAUUCUUGUGUUGCAACUUCCAUUACAGCAAUAAUUUUGUUCACCGUCGAUACCACGUAUAUAAUGUGUGUAUUGCAUGCUUGCGGCUUAUUUGCAGCUGUCAGCCGGCGACUUAAAAAUAUAACUGGCAAGACAAAAUCUGACGAUCAUGAAAACGUUCAAAUAAGGAUAUCUCAUCAUGUAAUCAUGAAAAAACAUAAUUCUAUUGGGAAUAACCAUCGUGAAUUGAUGAUAUGUUUGAAAAAACAUCAAAUUGCAUUAGAAUAUGCUCAGAUAUUUAACUCUAUGUUCACUUAUGUGACACUUGUUCUUUUAUGUACGAAUAUGAUGAUUUUGAGUGUAAUUGGAAUACAACUUAUCAAUAAUAUUAAGAAUACUGGAGAGAGUAUAAGAUACAUUUUCAUACUUUUUGGUGUGUUUGUUCAUCUUGCAUGUAUGUGUAGUCCUGGGCAAUUUCUGAUAAACCACAGCACAAACAUUUUUGAUGAGGCAUACAAUUUAAGGUGGUAUACAUUCUCUACAAAAACCAGAAAAUUGUUGAUAAUGCUUCUUUACAGAAGUCUUGUUCCAUGCAAACUCACGGCUGGAAAAUCGUUUGUUAUGUCUAUGUCUAUGUUAAAUACGAUGAUACGAACUGCCAUGUCAUAUUUUACAACUUUUUUAUCCAUGCGUUAAAGAAGCUAUUGCAAUUAUGUAUACUUCUUUUUAAAAUUAUCAUAUUUAAAAAAGUCGUUAGAGAAUUAAAACUCAUUGUAUUAUAUUAAAUAUGAUUGUAAUUAUUAUAACUAGGCGAUAUGAUAUCUGACAUAAAAAGUAUGUAAUCUAUAUCCGAAAUUUUGUGAAAAAGACAGAAAAAAAUUUUUUCUAGCAUAAAUUUAAAAAUUACAGCAAGGUUUAGAUAUUGUAGAUAUUUUUCUUGAUGUAUGCAUUUAUUGUGUUUACUACUUUGGUUUGCUUUGUAAAAGAUUCAUAAUUUUAAUGUAUCUUACAUAAUUUUUUUUCCUACGUAAUUCUCUUACGUGACGUGUAGCAAGUCAUUAUGAAGCAAAGGUAGUGCUCUCUUCAAUUGAUUAAACAAUCUUUUAAUAUAAAAUUGAAACGUUUCUGUCUGGAAUUAUCAUAAUAAUUAUUUACUGUCCCUCUACACUUUUUGUGUAUCACAAACUAGCUUUUUACAUCUUUCCUCAUAGAGAGAGCAAAUAUUACAUCUGUUUGCGUUGUUUAAAAUUUCCCAAAAUUUUUUUUCUAAAAAUAGAAAAUUUGUUAAUUUUAAGCUUGUCAUUGAAUUAGAUGUAUCAAAUUUGCAAGUCCAAAAAUUUAGAUUUAUUAACCUUAGGAACUAAAGGAUACAUUUUACAUUUGAAUUAAAUUAGAAUGAGGCAAAUAUGUUCAAUUGCAAAAGUAUAUAUAACACGUAUAUAUAUGUACCAUCAUGCUUUAAAAAGUUAAAGGCAUAUGACAAUCAAUGGAGAAUACACUAUAGCUGGAAAAAAACUAUUAUAAGGACUGAGUUGUACAAUUGUUGUUGCAAAAAAUGUUCAUAAUUUUAGAAUAAAUUAAUACACACAUUAUAAGAAUAUGUUAUCUUUUAUCAAUAACUUAUACGUUUGGCGUUCAACAUUGAGUUUUUCGAAGAAACGAGAGACAUUUAACACUAAUCGAUACGUUCUGAGUCGCGCACACCGAAAACAUGAAAUAAUAAUACCAGGUAACUUCAAAGCUUUUAAAACGUAUAGCGACAUAUUAUAAAUUCUGUUUAUUCGUAUGUUUCGUUUCUUCUAGCUAUAGCCUGUAUUAUCACCAUAUUAUGCACCUUUAAAUAUGUUCCCCUGCGAACAAGGUUUUAACAGAAUAUUAAAAAAGCUAAGAA
Monomorium pharaonis (pharaoh ant) is the source of this 2677-nucleotide messenger RNA. RefSeq lists its product as uncharacterized. Gene Ontology annotation, cellular component: plasma membrane. The coding region runs from base 268 to 1482 and encodes 404 amino acids. Gene Ontology annotation, molecular function: odorant binding; olfactory receptor activity. The transcript is spliced from 9 exons. Lineage: Eukaryota; Metazoa; Arthropoda; Insecta; Hymenoptera; Formicidae. The record is from RefSeq and is a predicted model, not a curated record. Gene Ontology annotation, biological process: sensory perception of smell; detection of chemical stimulus involved in sensory perception of smell.